Molecule: messenger RNA, 2389 nt
Organism: Enhydra lutris kenyoni (northern sea otter)
Lineage: Eukaryota; Metazoa; Chordata; Mammalia; Carnivora; Mustelidae
Product: carbonic anhydrase 13
Exons: 7
Coding region: 68-856 (262 amino acids)
Cellular component (GO): cytoplasm
Molecular function (GO): carbonate dehydratase activity; zinc ion binding
Source: RefSeq, a predicted model, not a curated record
CUUGCCCCGCUCGCUCCCUCCUCUCGCUGCUCUGCCACAUCUUCCUCUGCCUCCCACCCGAGGGACCAUGUCGCGGCUCAGCUGGGGAUACGGCGAGCACAACGGUCCUAUUCAUUGGAAUAAAUUUUUCCCUAUUGCUGAUGGGGAUCAGCAAUCUCCGAUUGAGAUUAAAACCAAGGAAGUGAAAUAUGACUCUUCCCUGCGACCUCUUAGUAUCAAGUAUGAUGCAAACUCAGCCAAAAUCAUCAGUAAUAGUGGCCAUUCCUUCAGUGUUGACUUUGAUGACACAGAGGACAAAUCAGUUCUGCGUGGGGGUCCUCUCACUGGAAGCUACCGCUUGCGACAGUUUCACCUUCACUGGGGGUCUGCUGAUGAUCACGGCUCUGAACACGUGGUGGAUGGAGUGAGAUAUGCUGCAGAGCUCCAUGUUGUUCAUUGGAAUUCAGACAAAUACCCCAGCUUUGUUGAGGCAGCUCAUGAGCCAGAUGGACUAGCUGUCUUGGGAGUAUUUUUACAGAUUGGUGAACAUAAUUCUCAACUGCAAAAGAUUACAGACAUUUUGGAUUCUAUUAAAGAAAAGGGUAAACAAACUCGAUUCACAAAUUUUGACCCAUUAUCUCUGCUUCCUCCAUCCUGGGACUACUGGACAUAUCCUGGUUCCCUAACAGUCCCACCUCUUCUUGAGAGUGUCACGUGGAUUGUUUUAAAACAACCUAUAAAUAUCAGCUCUCGACAGCUGGCCACAUUCCGCACUCUCCUCUGCACGGCGGAGGGCGAGGCAGCGGCUUUUUUGUUGAGCAAUCACCGCCCACCACAGCCUCUGAAGGGCCGAAAAGUAAGAGCCUCUUUCCAUUAAAAAUUGUCACCAGCUGACCACCCCGAACAGGUCCGUGAAGAGAAGACAAAACACAAAAAUCCCUCCUAACAGCUCUUUCCUAGAAUUCUGAUUAACGGGUACCAUUUUGCUCUGAGCUUCAACACCACAAGGAAGAUCAGAUCGCUGUAAUCAAGCUAACUUAACUCAUCCAUCUCAUAUUUGCACUCAUGGGUAUUCAAACAGUAAACAUUGUUUGAUGUGUGUUGAGAUCGACGACAUGCAUCUACUUCAACCUGCGUGAAAACAUGGCAGGCGUUGCAAAACCUCUGAGUCCAUUAAAAAUAUUCCCUUGCCCUAGAGUUUGAAUCGGCCAUAUCUCUCAGUAAUGUUUGGUCAAAAAAUUAAAAUCUUCUCCAGAAUGAUAAGAUUGUGAUAUCUUUUUCUACACGAGUGAGCCUGCUUAAUGUCUUGGUAUCAUUACAAUUCAUAAAAAGUUGAUGAUAUUUCCUUUUAAAAUGAAUUUUUUUUCUGAUUACGUUGUUGAUCCCCAUUGCACGGUACCUUUAAUUAGAUGAACAAUAUGAGCGUGGUUGGGGGUGGGAUAUAAUCCUCACUGGGUCUACUCCAUAGCUCAAAAUUAACCCAUCCAGUUUUGUUGGGAAUCCCUCAGGAUAUCAGUGACUGUAUAAACUUUAAUGAAUUGUGCCCUAUAUCACAUUCAUGCAGUAAUGUUAAUGAUAAACAGGUUAAUAAUUGACUAGAUGCAUUGGUUUAAAACUAACAGAUUGGAAGGUACCAGGCAAGUGGAGAAGCCCAAGGGCCUGAUGGAUAGGUUGCUUACUUUUUCCCUGUGUUUUGUCAACAGAACAGGGAUCAAUCCUGUGUAGGUCACUGUUCUGCCAAGUGGUGGAAAAUAUUUACUUGGGUCUCAUAUAAACAUACAAUCCAUCCAUAAACCCUCCAACCCAUUUCCAUGGCAAAGCCCAUCUCCCCUUUUAUGCACGUCCCUUAAUCUCAAAAGUAAUUUUGUAAGUUGGCUCUUGGUAAUUCAUUUUAACCUAUAGUCCCUAGUGUAUUUCUGUUUGUUUUUGGUGAAGGGGGUGGUGAAUGUCCUUUUGCUCUUGCUGGUGAAAGUGCCGUGACACUAUUAACCACAUAUAAGACUUGAACAUACGGUACACGUCUGUCAUCUGAGAGAAGUUUAGCCGAGUUUCCUUGAUUUUUGUUAAUUUGUUUCAGACACUAUUCCUCCUCUGGAUGUAGAUUUUGAUAAUUCAAAUUAUUCUGCCAUAGUCUUCUUGAUAGGAUAGCUGAGUAUCAGUAAAUUGUGUAAUAAUGCUGUACUCAGUUGCAGAAGAUAAGCUCCUGAAGUCUAAUGCUGAUACCUUGGUCGUUUUUGUUUUCUCUCACAGCAUCUAGCUUAAGUCUUGCAGGAGAUGGCCAUCUAGUAAUUAUUUAAUGAACUGAAUGUUUUAAAAUGUUUUUAUUUGAUAUUUGAUAUCUUCGGUGAUUAUCUUUCUGCUUGUAAUUAAAUGCACUAUCAGUAAAAUAAAUAAAUUUAUCUCUUAAAAA